UUUCGACAACUUUCAAAAUGGCGGCGGCUGCCAGCUUGCCUUUCUUUUACUGUCUAUAACUUAAAACCAAAUUUCUGAUCAACAUUCAAUACAAGUAUUGUGUUAUAGUUGGUAUUUUUUUGAAUUCAGUGUUUUAAGUGCUGUUUGUUGUCGUUUUUUUGUUUUUGUUUUUGAAAUUUUCGUUAUCUCAUCUUCCUCAAUUGACUUGUUGCUAGCUUCUUGACCCUUGUGCGAACAUGUCUUGCUGUGUAGCAUACAUGUGUUCUAACAGACAAGUCCCUUCUACCGGGUUAAGCUUUUUCAGGUUCCCCAUGAAAGACAAAGACAGGCUGCAGCAGUGGAUACACAAUGUCAAGAGAAAGAGCUGGACACCUAACAAGCAUUCUCGCCUCUGCUGCCUUCACUUCACACAGGACUGUUUCAUCCAUGGGUAUGGACGAGUUACCCUUAAACCAGACGCGGUGCCAACCAUCUUCUACCCACAUUACCAUGUGAAGGCCAGGGUGAGGCACACCAGAGUCAGUAAGAACACAACAGUUAGUAAGACUGACUCUGCCAGACGAGCACGUAAACUAAGGAACGUCAGUCAUGACCAUGAUUACAUCGGUUGCACUCCCAGUGAACAACAGACAAUUGAGAUGAGCAUAGCCAGAAGCAUCCGUAGCCGUUCUGCAGAUCAUGGUGCAUACACGCUGAAAAACACUAACAAGAGGAAGGCGUCGUCUGUUGAAAGUAGCUUGCCUUCUAGCGAGAAAAAACUGAAGAAGCUACAAGAGCAGAGAGUCAGAAGACUGAAACAGAAAGUGAAGUCUCUCUCCUCCGUUGUCACUGAUCUGAAAGAGAAGCUCGAUUCCACCAAAGAUAUCAAAAGAUGAAGGUAAAUCUUGCCGAUCAAGUUUUCAAUAGCAGCCUGGCAGAUGCCCUUGAAUUCUGCCACAAGGAGCAACACUGAGUCUCAGUUUCAUGGUUCUGAGGAAACCCUCAUCACUGCUUCCUCACACACCUCCAUCCAAGGCCAGCGAUGCUGGAGUAAGGCCCACAGCCUCGCCAAAGACUGAUCUCACCUCAGCGAGACUGUUCACCUCGUUCCCCUCCAGGAUACGUUACAGGUCUCUGCACCCGGACCAGCAGGUUCAGAGGAGGCCCACAGACACCUGGUUGCCUGUGCCUGAUAAGAUGAGCCACGACCAUGGGGCUGCUUUGACAGGGGCAACAAGGAGGUAGCCAUCAACAUAAGUAAUUAAACCACAUGACAUUUCUGUCAAAGCAUGUCUACUUGAAGUGUCUGCUGUGUGUUUUGAUAAUAAAUAUUAAAUAAUUUGGUUAAUAAUUAUUGCUUUAUUGAAACUUGUCAUGAUUGGUGUACAACCAGUGUCAGCCAAAAACACAAAUUAAAAAAAAAAAUCCCUAUCCCCUCUUUAGCUACAUCGGUCGUGGGGAAGAAAACAGAGGCCAUGGGGUGGACGUAAAUGGCACGGAGAGGAGAAAGUGGGGUGACUAUUGAACAGUGUAUUGUCUACCAAUGUAAUGUAUUAAACUAAAGACAAAAGGCACACACACAACCCCAAAAUAAUUUAACAUUAAACUGUUUCAUGUUUAAAACAUGGGGAGAGGUUUAAUCCAGCAUCAUCCCUACUGGAUGAAAACUUCAGCUAAAUUGUUUAAAAAAAAAUAUAAUCUCAUUACCCCUAGUGGAUAAAUAAAUGUAGUUUCUAAGAAACAGUUGUUAAAUUUAGUUUGAGGGUGAUGCACGAAACCCCCCCGCAUCCCCAAGACAAAGGUAGCCAUGACACUGGUCACCCAUUUACGGGACUUGUCAAUUCUCCCCGGAAGGCCCGGUCUCCACCGACGUCUCUGGGUGACGUCAGACAGCACGAUGAUCAGCUGAGGGACCCGCCGAUGGAGAUGUACAGAUCCUGCUUCUGAGCGAUGCUCCCCCUGCAUCCCGAGUCGUUCCCGCCACAGUGAAUCAGCAGGACAUCCGGUGCUGCUCUUCCUCUACUGGACCGGUAUGAGAAAGGAAGGAGUCCGUGCCAUCUAAGUCCACCCCAGCCAAACCAGUGACCGUCUGGUCCUCUCUUCCCCAAGACGAAUGUAACUGCUGCCCACGAUCCAAAUCACUGGACCUGUUAAUCGCAUAGAGUAAUCACAAUCACAGUCCGUACACAAAUGUUAACACACACAAGUAACUGGUCCCGGGCCAUUGAUUUCUCUCUAACAAAACACAAAAAAGUCUGUGGAGAUAUACAAUAAAACACAAAUGAAUUGCUCUUAUCUGUCCAUAUUCAACUUUAAUCUAAAUUAUACUAGAGCUACAUGGCUUACCUUUGUUGUUGUGGUUGGGCAUGGUGUAAGCUAACUUGUGCUGCUAAAUGGUAGUAUUUGAACCUAUGAGGAAGACAAAUGAGAAGUGCAACCAUUAGUUAUAGAUGUUAUUGGGGACAUUUGUUAUUGUCCAUCUGUUAUUUAACAGGCCAAACCAGACGCUUUGUCCAAUUUACUGAAGAACUUUUUUUAUUUGACUGAUUCCUCCAUUUUUCUUGCGAUGUAGAUAACAGUUAACGCCAUUUUGUGGUUAUAUUAGGAGUUAUACAACAUGCAUCAAUUAACCAUGUUAAUUCGGUGUCCAGUUAGCAUGUUAUGUUUAGCAAUGCCUAAUUUCAUUGUACUUAAAUUAUAUUUUUAAUAUGCGCUCCCACGGCGGUUAAAUAAAUAUGAUCGUUUUGACUCACACUAGCUGUUUAGGUUUAAUUACUAAUGUUAACUAGCAUUUUAGUUAGAAAUAAUUAGCCUGUGCUUAUGUUAUCUCCUUACAUAUACCUAUUGGGUAUGAAUUCAUAUCACAAGUUUGUGAAUAUCAUUUGAUAUAACGUCUUAAUAUUGUGCAUUAACUUAAUAUGGCGUACUGGCGUUAUAUUUUAAAAUAAGUAAAUGCUAUGCAAAAUGACAAAAUAAUUGACCAGAAUACUUACCAAAAGUUGCUCCUGCCCCUACGCCGAUGGACACCUCUACUCACGCUCUCUGUUUCUCCAAGAAUCCGAAUGAUUGAGAUUUUAGUCCAUCCAUUAUGACCAUGGAUGUUUUAUAAAACUAACAGAAUAUGAUCUAGUCUCAUAACAUAAGAUUGUGUUAAGUAAAGUGAAAGAUCCCCUCCAGACUUUUUUUUUUUAUUUAAAUACAUGUUUCGGAAAAAGAAUUUGUCUAAUAUAGUUUUUCCACAAAAAAGUGAAAUGGCCUUGUAAAAAAUCCAGAGAAUUUAAGUAGCCUAUUGUUCAUGUGAAAGGUAGCUCAUAUUCCCAAAUACUGAUUGAACUGUGCUAGGCCUUGGAAACAACGUGACGAGUCUUCAUUUAGGUGGUAUGUCCCUUUAAACAGAGAUUUAACGUGAGCACCAUAGUGAGCACAGAAAACCUACUUUAGGGCGCCCAGAUAUCUCAGCUGGUAUAGAGGUUUAGUCCUUGAUGCAGCGGGCCUGGGUUGGACUCCGACCUGCGGCCCUUUGCUGCAUGUCAUCCCC
Messenger RNA from Etheostoma spectabile (orangethroat darter), 3517 nucleotides. Its product is annotated as THAP domain-containing protein 1. Lineage: Eukaryota; Metazoa; Chordata; Actinopteri; Perciformes; Percidae. The record is from RefSeq and is a predicted model, not a curated record. Gene Ontology annotation, molecular function: DNA-binding transcription factor activity; RNA polymerase II cis-regulatory region sequence-specific DNA binding. The transcript is spliced from 2 exons. Bases 237 to 875 code for a protein of 212 amino acids. Gene Ontology annotation, biological process: regulation of transcription by RNA polymerase II. Gene Ontology annotation, cellular component: nucleus.